Molecule: messenger RNA, 5303 nt
Organism: Mus musculus (house mouse)
Lineage: Eukaryota; Metazoa; Chordata; Mammalia; Rodentia; Muridae
Gene: Mpp7
Product: membrane protein, palmitoylated 7 (MAGUK p55 subfamily member 7)
Exons: 10
Coding region: 1355-2449 (364 amino acids)
Cellular component (GO): bicellular tight junction; cell cortex; lateral plasma membrane
Source: RefSeq, a predicted model, not a curated record
AUCUGCUGUUGGUUUCUGACUGUUAAAGCAGGUGCUCUGGGGAGGAGGGGUCAUGGGAUCCUGCAGUAGCUCUUGGACUCUUAUUUCUCAGAAACCCAACACAGAAGUAAUGCACAGUAAUAUGAUAUCUUUGCAAGAAAAAAUAUGGUAGGUUGUUCAUUGUAAUGUGCGACUCACUGCCUGAGACAGCCAUCAGUAACUUCCAGCGCUUACAGGCUGCGUAAUAGAGCUACAGCUCUGCUCCCCCACCCCCAAAUCAGGGAGUUUGGAAUAAAUAUUUCUCAGUAAAAAUUAGUGACAAACAAAAUAAAACUAUCAUUUUCUUGGGCACAAAAGCAUUUGUGCCUAAGAACAUCCAUGCUUCUUAAUUCCUUUUUAUUGAUAAAUCACGACUGUGAACUUCAUCUUGUGUGCAAAAGUUCCCACCAGACUGAAUGGAAGCAAAUGAGAGUAAGAAGAAGGAUUGUAUACAACUACGGAAGAAGAGAGGGCUUGGGACAUUUUUUCUUUUAGUUUGUCCUUCCCUCUGCUUUUCUUUAUUUCCCUCUCUCACCCCCUCAGGUUCCCAUCUCAUACACUUCAUCUCUGUAAAUGUUCCAUGUGUCUGGGCAUUUAAAGGGAAAAACAAGUCCCCCCCCCCCCCUUAAAAAAUCAUACAGAUUGCAUGUUAAAAAGUGAAAGGAACAAAUAAAUGGCCCUGAAAUUUUAUCCCAACAUCUGUUUUUAGUAUUGCUGCAUUUUUCACAUCUCCUGUUAUUUCCUUCAGUUUGUAGCCACUUACAGCCCAGGACUCACAUAGCAAGGAAGGCAGACUACAGCUGAGAGUAAAUCUCAGCCAGAGGGAGCAGAGCCUGCUUGCUUUUGCUGCUGUUCAGUCUGGGUUGGGGGAAGAUACUCUCGUCCUAGUCCAUAUGGAGUUCUAAGAGGUCAGAAGGCCUGAGGCUCAAUGCUGCAUUGUUUCUAAGUGUGGUGACUUUAAUACUUAGCUCUUCCACCUUUGAGGAACUGAACCUAGACAUUGGUGGGGAAUUUGCGUGGUUGGAAUAUAUUCAGUGCUUUUUAGAUGAAAUAUGCCACUAAACAGUGAGGAAAAUGAGACUACACUCAAAUUUGAAAAUGUAUUCAGCUUUGAACUGUAGUCAGCUUAGAACCAUACUCUUUGAAGUAGUUAGGAAUUGUCAUUUAUUUUGAAAAUGUACUACGUAUAUGUUUCUUCAAAGAAAUACAUAGAAGGGAUAACUUUUUAAUUGCUCUCUCAACUUGGUAUAAAUGUGUGUGGAUUUGAGUGUGUGUGUGUGUGUGUGUGUGUGUGUAUGUGUGCGUUUGUAGAGUGUUGGUGUAAACACAAGAUGUAAUGGAGGUUUUUUUAUUCAUUGUUUGGCAUCAUUUCAUUUUUAUGUUAAUAUUUAAAUAUUUGGAUCUGAUAAGUAUUUAUUUCAAGAGGUAUCUUUACAAAAUUAUCAUCUUAAUUUAUUCAUUUGUUUGGUUGCAUUUGUUUUUGAGUCCCAUUCACAUAAUCCAGGAGCAUACCUGUGUGGUAAAGCAUUGCCCAGCUCUCAGCCUGGGCUUCCAGUCUCAGCACUACAGAGCAAGUAAUGAGGAAACAGUUGAAUGUGAGGAAAUUAAAGAAGACACUGGACAUGAUGGUAACAACAGCGGAACCUACAUAGCUGGUUUUAGAAGAAGUUUCCGUCUUAGCAGAAAAAAUAAGAAAAUAAAUAAGUCCAUGUAUGAAUGCAAAAAGAGUGAGCAGUAUGACACGGCAGAUGUGCCCACAUAUGAGGAGGUGACACCCUACCGGCGGCAGAUCCAUGACAAAUACAGACUCAUUGUCCUGGUUGGUCCUGUCGGAGUCGGGCUAAAUGAGCUGAAGCGAAAGCUAUUGAUGAGUGAUGCACAGCACUAUGGUGUGAUAGUGCCCCACACCACUAGAGCAAGAAGAAGCCAAGAGAGUGAUGGUGUGGAAUAUAUUUUUAUUUCCAAACAUUUGUUUGAGACAGAUGUACAAAAUAACAAGUUCAUUGAGUAUGGUGAAUAUAAAAACAACUAUUAUGGUACAAGUAUAGACUCGGUUCGCUCUGUCCUAGCUAAGAACAAGGUUUGUCUGUUGGAUGUCCAGCCUCAUACAGUGAAGCAUUUAAGGACACUGGAGUUCAAACCCUAUGUGAUAUUUAUAAAACCUCCAUCCAUAGAGCGUUUGAGAGAGACAAGAAAAAAUGCAAAGAUUAUUUCAAGCAGAGAUGACCAAGGGACUGCAAAGCCCUUCACGGAAGAAGACUUUCAGGAAAUGAUUAAAUCAGCACAGAUAAUGGAAAGUCAAUAUGGCCAUCUUUUUGACAAAAUCAUAAUCAAUGAUGAUCUUACUGUGGCAUUUAAUGAGCUAAAAACAACAUUUGACAAACUAGAGACUGAUACCCAUUGGGUCCCAGUGAGUUGGUUACAUUCAUAACUCAGAGAAAUGUCCUUAAUUGUCUUUUUACAGAGUUGCAUGGUUAGAUCAACUACCAUGGUUUUGGUAGGAUUUUUUUUUUAAUAAUUAGUAUCACUGUCACAGAUGUAAAGUCUUCAAUGUCAAAGUCAAAAUUUCAGUGCUGGUUUGUUUAUGUCUUUCACAGCCUUAUUUGAAGCACAUAAGUGUACAAUCUAAGUCAAAAUCUGCACAAUGCUAUAGUCUUAGCAAAACUUGUAUUUACUGGUUUUCUUUAAUCUGUUUCUUUGUGAGAGGCAGUAGGUAUCAAAGUUCAUGCCUCACUUGGGCUCAGGUGUGCUCACAGCCCUUCACUGGGCAUGCUUACAGUUGAAAGCAUGGGCUUGGCAGCCUUGAGCAAAUCCACAGAUUUAACUGAGCUGGAAAUAAGACUCUCCUUUAAAAAAUAUGUUCUUCAUGUGCACAUCUUUAAAACAAAGAAGAAACUCAAAUCUUUUCUUGAGGAAGUAACUCACAUAUUAUAGCUUAGGAAAUCCUUAUGAGUACAUAUUAGUGAUGCCACCAAUAUUAUAUAAGAAAAAUCUAAUUCUCCUGUUUAAGAUGAGAGUCUCACUAUGUUGUCAACACUAGCCUUGAACUCAGCCUUUGUUUGCCUCAGCCUCCUGAGUACGGGAACAUGCCGCUGCAUCAGGCUUAAAAACGACUUAACUGAUACUACAGAUGUAGAUACAAACUUUUCCUCAUGGUUUAGUAAAAAUGGCUCUGUCUUAGGGCAAGAAAUGAUUACACAGCACCACUUGCUUUAAUCUAUCAUUCUUCAGAAGACAUUUCUGGAGUCAGAAAGUUUUCUUCUCUUGCUUUGGAAUUUCUCAACAAAUUAUAACAAUGAGAUAAGUAUUCAAAAACAUGUAACACGUGUUAGAGCACAGUGAAGGAAGAGGUGCUCAUGUUUCUGGUGUGCAAUCACCACACAUGUAAAUUGUCCUAAAGUGUGUUUUAGAAACCUUAUAUUGUGUUAAAUUUUUGUCAACAAAAUGAUUAACACCAGCCAGAUUGCAUUUCAACCUAUUCCAAAGGAAGGUGGGUUUUUAAAUGUUUCAAUGACAUUGUUCCUUUUUCUAUAAUGCCUUAGGUCUCUAGCAAGUGAAUGAUUUGCAAUACUACAAAUAUCCAUAGUUCAAUCUUAGAGCAGGUUCCUGCCAGUACUCUGAGCAGUACAGAUUAGUCAAUGGAAGAUUCAUCACAUCUAUGACUUGCAUACAAAAAAUUAUUCUUGUUGCUUUGUAAAGAGUUUAAAUAUUAUGUUUAAAGAAAAAAUAAAAUGUAGGGAAAUUUUAUAUAUUUGUGAGAUAUUUGAAAGGCAUGUUUUUAAAUUAUCAAAUGAGGCUAUUCAUAAGAUAAAUUGUAUGUAAAGAUAUAAUUUAAAAUAGUUUUAUGGGCCGGGCGUGGUGGCACACGCCUUUAAUCCCAGCACUUGGGAGGCAGAGACAGGUGGAUUUCUGAGUUCGAGGCCAGCCUGGUCUACAGAAUGAGUUCCAGGACAGCCAGAGCUACACAGAGAAACCCUGUCUCGAAAAAAACAAAAACAAAAACAAAUAAACAAAUAUAUAUAUAUAUAUAUAUAUAGUUUUAUAAGCAAGAUCAACAUUCCAUGUAAAUAUUGGACCUUUUGGCAGAUAGGUCCACACACAUAUUACAUGUUCACUGCUGUUUGGUGGUGUCCGUGGCUAGCUUUCCUUAAGACAAUGUCAAAUUUCUGUGUGAAGCAGAAACAAAAACUUUUCUAGUGACCUCAUUACAUGUUCAAGCCCAACAGUCAGAUGAUUGGACUAAUGAACACAGUUCAUGGAAGUUCUGUGCUUAUUAAUUAAAGCCAUGCAGCUCAAACACAGAGAGAAAGGCUACUGAAUUUCUACUCUGAUAUCACUGCUUUGUGUGGACUGUCUAGAAGCACAAGUCUUAAAAAGUUGGUUUGGAUGGAAUGUCCUGUCCCUUGCUCGAUGUGUACACUUCUCUAAAGGAACUUUCUAGACCAAGAAUGGUGAGAAGUGUGUCCAGCAUAGGACAUUCUGAAAUAGUUUAGGUAUCCCAUGUUCAUACCUCAGGUAUCUUUGCUGAUUGUUUUUCUUCAUCUGGUGACUGCUCUCUUCAGUUUUUAUUUUGGGUUAGUGCUUGGGAAAUUUGGGGUAGGUAGUGAAGGUGAUGGAAUGUCAUGAAAAUAUAAAUGUCUGCACCUGUUAGACCACAGCUGAGCAUCUUUCUUUAAAAAAUAAAUAAACAGAAAUAAAGCAGUUUAAGAAAUCAGGUGGCAUGUAGCCUUACCUGUUCUAUUUCUUGAUGCUUAUAAAGAGAUUUAAUUUAAACAUAAAAGCCAGGCCAAGAUACCAACAGCAUUUGGCCUUGCUGUGCUCUCUGACCUCAGCACUCCCACCACCAAGGAGAAAAAUACUUUGCUCCUAGCUUUCAGCAGCUUGUUUCUGGGGUGCAGUGCCAGCCACUAUUAGAAAAGCAGGGUUUCAUUGUUUAUCCAUUUAAAGUUGAACCUGGUAUGAGGUGCUUUUUUUCUCCUCUAUCUCCCAGGUAGAAUGGCCUAAAAGUAAAGAGAUAAACUUGAAACAAUAACCAUGGCUUUACUGAGUAAUGUGGAAACUUGGCAUCUAUAAGGCUGACAUUCCUGGUACUAUAUAAUCAUCAAGUGUACCUAAACUGUAGUAAUUUAAAGUGAGCAAACAUGUAAACUCAGAUUUACAAAACUAUGGAAUCAAAAAUGUCCCUGAAGAUUCAGAUUUUCAUUUAUUUCCCUGUGGCCUAUGAUGGAUUUAUAGAUAAAUGUAAUGGAAAGUUUUUUAUUUUAAUAAAGUAUCUUCAAACAAUA